Molecule: messenger RNA, 1038 nt
Organism: Lichtheimia ornata
Lineage: Eukaryota; Fungi; Mucoromycota; Mucoromycetes; Mucorales; Lichtheimiaceae
Exons: 4
Coding region: 1-1038 (345 amino acids)
Molecular function (GO): RNA endonuclease activity producing 5'-phosphomonoesters, hydrolytic mechanism
Source: RefSeq, a predicted model, not a curated record
AUGACUAUCAAUCCCUGGGAAGAAGACACUCAAAUGAGCAUGCGUGAGCUCGUCACAAGGUCAAUGCAAUCAGCCGAAUAUCUUGUGGCAGAUCGUGAGAUGCGUGAAAAGGCCUCCACCCACUUCAACACCAUGCUUGAGCAACGCGAAAGUAAAGGAGGGGAUCAAGAUGACAAGGAUGCUCUCAAGCUCAUGAACCGUUUGUUUGCCACGGCUGGCAAAGCCAUGGAAUCUGAUGCCGACAAGCAACGCCUUGUUGUGCUUAAGGAUUAUGUUUCAUGUUUGAUAUCCACCUCGCUUGGUGUAGACGCUUUUCGACCCACCUGGAUUCCUGAGGAAGAGUCAAAUGAGGAUGAACAAGAGGAUGAAGAGGAUAAUAAGCCAAUGUCAUGGGCGGAUGUUGCUUCCCGCAAAGCUGAUGAUGAAUCUAACGCCGAGAAAAGGAAUGCAUGGUGUCGAUCUUACGAGGCCGGAAGAGCUGCCGAACGUCGAGAACAUGUACGAGCUCAACAAUUGGCAAGACAAUAUUACCAUCAGCAAGAUGAAGAUCCUGAAGACUGGGGCCCGUUUGAACCCAAGUUCCUUGAAGAGCUUCCAAGCGAGGUCUUUUGUAUGCCCAUGUUUUUCCCCUCCGAAGAUAGCUAUCACUCGUUUAUAUCGGCAAUCAAGUCUGCUGAAGAAUCCUUGCACAUUUGUAUCUUUUCGUUGACCGACAACACCACUGCAAGAGCUAUUGCCAAUGCCCAGCGUCGUGGAGUUGAUGUCCGGAUCAUUAGCGAUAAUGAUCAACUUGAGGCUAAGGGAUCUGAUGUUGAGCGUCUACAUGAGGAUGAAGGUAUCCCUGUCAAAUACGACACAAGUGAGCAAUUCAUGCACAACAAGUUUGCUGUCAUUGACAACCGCAUGGUCAUCACAGGCAGCUUCAACUGGUCAAUCGCUGCCCGCUACCGCAAUAACGAAAACAUCGUCAUCACCAACAUACCCUCUGUUGUUGAGGCAUAUCAAAAUGAGUUUGAACGUAUAUGGGAGAUGUAUUAA